AUGAAUGUGCAUCUGCUUCAACAACAACAACAACAACAACAACAACACGAUGAAACUAUCGAGAUUGCUCCAGGAGACAUUCCAGGCUCCAUCUUGGUCGGAAGACCCUUGCUUGUCUUCAUGUCGGUCUUUGUCUCCAUCUGCGUCUUUUUGUUUGGAUACGACCAAGGUUACUUCUCCUCCAUCAUUGUUAAUCCACAUUUCAAACUCGAAUUUAAUGACCCAUCAGCACUUCAAAUAGGUACAGUCGUGGCCAUCUUGGAAAUUGGCGCAUUAUUGACGUCUCUAUCAUUGACGCAUAUUGCAGAGAGGAGAGGUCGCAGAAGAACGACUCGUUUAGGAGCCCUCCUCUUCUCCCUGGGCGGUUUGGUUCAAACAUUUGCAUGGAAUUUGACAAUCUUGGGAUUAGGGAGAUUUGUCUCCGGUAUGGGUGUCGGGCUAUUGAGUGGAACAGCUCCAAUGUACAUGAUUGAAAUCUCUGGUGCUGAUCAACGGGGGUUCUUGGGAUGCGUUCAAUUCACGGGGAACAUUCUUGGUUAUUCCUCCUCCAUUUGGCUAGAUUACGCUUGUAGUUACAUUGAUGGGAACUUGUCCUUUAGAAUCCCAUUGGCCUCUCAGGUCUUCUUUGGAUUGAUCUUAUGGCUAGGCUCUUAUCUUCUAGUGGAAUCUCCAAGAUGGCUAUUGGAACAUGACCAUGAUGAGGAAGGCCUUGUUGUUUUGGCAGAUUUGUUUGCCAAUGGCGAAGUCCAUUCCCCAAUAGCCAUCCAGGAAUUUUCCUCCAUUAAGGAAAAUGUCAUUCUUAAUCGAUUCCAGGGGAAAUUGGACCUUUGGUCUACAGUCAUCACUUACCCUCAUCGGGUAUUUAUUGCUUGUUCGGCUCAAUUCUUUGCCCAAUUUAAUGGUAUCAACGUCAUCUCCUAUUAUGCCCCUCUAGUUUUCGAAAAUGCAGGUUGGGAAGGUAGAGACGCAUUGAAAAUGACAGGCUUGAACUCCAUAAUCUAUCUCAUCUCAACCUUGAUUCCUUGGAAAUUGUCGGAAUCUUGGGGAAGAAAACCGUUGUUGAUCUUUGGCGGUGCAGGAAUGGGCAUCUCACUCAUCCUAAUUUCAAUCACUUCUCUACUCAAACACUCAAAAUUGGUGGUUUUGUUUGUCUCAGUUUAUAACUCCAUGUUUGGCAUAUCUUGGGGACCCAUAGGUUGGUUGAUAGGCCCAGAAGUCUUACCUAAUAAGGCACGCUCAGGUGGCUCCUCACUUGCUACAGCAACUAACUGGAUAUCAAAUUUUAUUGUCGGCCAACUGGCUCCCAUCUUGUUGGAGAAAAUCCAGUGGCGUCUCUACCUUAUUCAUUCCAUCUCUUGCUUCACCUCCAUGUGUGUCGUUUACUUUGUUUAUCCAGAAACUAAGGGCUUAUCGUUGGAAGAAAUGGAGUCGCUUUUUAACGAUGGAACCUCCUCUAUGACCAAGUCUUCAAGAGCUCCUUCAACUGUCGAAUCCGCAACCCUUGGCAUCGAUCCAAUGCAGCCUCCUCAAGAACCUAAUAUUAAUGUUCAGGUACCAAGUCUUAAGUCCAUCCACAAAUUCAAAACAGACGAUUCUCGUAGUAUCAGGAGCUGGGUCGCCUAA
This is a messenger RNA of Pichia kudriavzevii, 1623 nucleotides long. RefSeq lists its product as uncharacterized. Gene Ontology annotation, molecular function: carbohydrate:proton symporter activity. Lineage: Eukaryota; Fungi; Ascomycota; Pichiomycetes; Pichiales; Pichiaceae. The record is from RefSeq and is a predicted model, not a curated record. Gene Ontology annotation, cellular component: membrane. Gene Ontology annotation, biological process: transmembrane transport; carbohydrate transport. The coding region runs from base 1 to 1623 and encodes 540 amino acids. The transcript has a single exon.